Molecule: messenger RNA, 1177 nt
Organism: Emiliania huxleyi CCMP1516
Lineage: Eukaryota; Haptophyta; Isochrysidales; Noelaerhabdaceae
Exons: 1
Source: RefSeq, a predicted model, not a curated record
AUGGAGGCUGUGACGACGGUAAGGCCGAGGGAGAACGACGGCGAAGUCGAGGACGAAGUAGACGGUGGCGACGGCGACGGCGAGGUGACUGGAGGCGGCGGCGACGUGAAGGCGGACGGCGGCGUUGGCGAGGACGAUGCGGAGGGAGGCGGUGGCGACGGCGAGGCUGACGGCGGCGGGGGCGACGGUGAGAAGGACGGAGGCGGCGGCGAGGUCGAUGCGGAUGGAGGCGGUGGCGACGGUGAGGCGGAGGGAGGCGGUGCCAAGGGCGAGGCGGACGGCGGCGGCGGAGACGGUGAGGCGGAUGGAGGAGGUGGCGACGGUGAGGCGGAGGGAGGCGGUGGCGAGGGCGAGGCGGAAGGAGGCGGCGGCGACGGCGACGCCGACGGCGGCGGCGUUGACGGUGGCGGCGGCGAGGGCGAGGCGGACGGCGGCGGCAGGGAGGGCGAUGCGGACGGCGGCGGCGGUGAGGGCGAUGCGGACGGCGGCGGCAGCGACGGCGAGGUCGAGGGAGGCGGCGGCGACGGUGAGGCGGACGGCGGCGGUGGCAAGGGCGAGGUGGAAGGAGGCGGCGGGGAGGGCGAGGCGGACGGCGGCGGGGGCGACGGUGAGGCGGAUGGAGGCGGCGGCGAGGGCGAGGCGGAGGGAGGCGGUGGCAAGGGCGAGGCGGACGGCAGCGGCGGCGAGGGCGCGGCGGACGGCGGCGGCGGAGACGGUGAGGCAGAUGGAGGAGGUGGCGACGGUGAGGCGGACGGAGGCGGUGGCGAGGGCGAGGCGGACGGCGGCGGCGGCGAGGGCGAUGCGGACGGCGGCGGCGUUGACGGUGGCGGCGGCGAGGGCGAGGCGGACGGCGGCGGCGGCGAGGGCGAGGCGGACGGCGGCGGCGGAGACGGUGAGGCAGAUGGAGGAGGUGGCGACGGUGAGGCGGAGGGAGGCGGUGGCGAGGGCGAGGCGGAAGGAGGCGGCGCCGAGGGCGAGGCGGACGGCGGUGGCGUUGACGGUGGCGGCGGCGAGGGCGAGGCGGAAGGAGGCGGCGGCGAGGGCGAGGCGGACGGCGGCGGCGGAGACGGUGAGGCAGAUGGAGGAGGUGGCGACGGUGAGGCGGAGGGAGGCGGUGGCGAGGGCGAGGCGGAAGGAGGCGGCGGCGAGGGCGAGGCGGACGGCGGCGCCGUUGACG